This is a messenger RNA of Closterium sp. Naga37s-1, 855 nucleotides long. NCBI's taxonomy places the organism in Eukaryota, Viridiplantae, Streptophyta, Zygnematophyceae, Desmidiales, Closteriaceae. The record is from the annotation of a GenBank genome assembly.
AUGCUCCUUGAUCCUGCGUUUUAUCUUCUCACAUGCUCCCCUGCUCUCACAUGCCCUCCUGCUCCAUUCUCCCAUCAUUCAAUGCUGUACCCCCAUGCUCAUGCUCCUAUGGUCACCGACCCCAUUACUACAGGACCCGCCAGUGGCGCGGCACUGGACGCGCAGCUGCAGGUGGGCACGCAGGUGAGGAUCAAAAACCGCCCAUUCACCUUCAACUCGCUGCGCUGCAUCGACAUCAACAUCCCGGCCAAGGGGGCCAAGAGCGCCCGCCACGGGGGCGGCAAGAAGGUGCAGGUGGCGUGGACGCGGGCGGGCACACCUGCUGCUUGCCGCGAGAUUCGGUUCUUUUCCAAGCCUGGGUGCAAAGGAUCGGCCGUGGGCACUGUGAUGCAGGGCAGGCAGCGGGCGAGGAAGAUUGCCAGGCCGGUGAAGUCCGUCCGCUGCAUCAUUGCUCAACCCAUACCCGCGCCAACGGACCCUCCAGCUCAACCCAAACCCACGCCAACGGACCCUCCAACUCAACCCACACCCUCACCAACAAACCAGGACAUCUGCCAGGCGUGCCCCACGGAAUGCAGGUGUGACGCAGCCUCGGAAGGCAGCGACUCUCCACCUGAGCCCAUUGAUUCACCGGAUGGUUCAUUGGAUUUUAUGGAGGACGACACUUCAUCCGAACCCUUGCCAGCAGACGAGGACAUCUGCCAGGCAUGCCCCGCGGAAUGCAGGUGCAAUGCGACCUUGGAACUCGACGACUCUCUUCUUGAGCCCGUUGAUACGACGGAUGAUGACCUUCCACCUGCACCCUCACCAACAGAUCCGGAUGUGUGUGGCAGCAGCACUCGCAACCCCUGCAAG